UCACACGGCACCCAAUGACUUUCUUUCCAAAUUCAAAAUAGAGGAAAGAGCCAAACUGUGGCAAAGGCGUACCCUUUCCAUUAUUGCAACAACGGGAGCUUUCUUUCUUCUUUCCUUCCUUCUUUUUCUUACCCAUUUUCUCAUUCAAAGACCCUCUCUUUGCCCCAGAAAUAAGCCCUUUUGUUUCAAUAUUUAAAGCCAAAAUCAGAUAGCGUCUGCUUUAUAAAAUAUUUCCUCGGAAAAGAUCAAAAGAAUCAUGCUUUCAACUUCCAGCUUCUACUAGGCUGUCUUGUUUCGACCACGCAUCCCUCUUACGCGUUUCCAUUUCGCUACAAAAACUUUGGGUUUCUUCCGUUUUUUUGAUUUUUUCCUUGGAAAAAGAAGAAAGAAGAAAAAAACCCAGAAAUAAAAGUAUGGGUUUGAAGUCCUACAAUUUGCUGUUGAUCUUCAAGCUUUUACUGGUUUUCUUAUCUGUUUUGCCUCAUUCCAUGUCUCAAACUGAGGAAGCCCCAUCCCCGGCUGCUAAUUCUUGUAACGGGGUGUUCUUGUCUUAUACUUACAGUUCGGGAACCAAGUUGAAACCCACUGAUCCGACUCACCAGCCGUACAGAUUCGAGUCGGUGUUGACGGUGCUGAAUAACGGUGACGAGAAGCUUAAAUCUUGGAGGGUUUUUGUGGGGUUUAAAAACGAUGAGCUUUUGGUUUCGGCGUCGAAUGCGGUGUUGGCCGAUGGGACGAGUUUGCCUGCGAAUGUCGGGAACGGGACCCAUUUUGCAGGGUAUCCGAUGAGUGAUCUGAAAACGGCGAUUGAGACAGCCGGGGAUUUGAGUCAGAUGCAAGUUCAGGUUAAGCUUGUUGGGACUCAGUUUGGAGUGGCGGCCCCUGAUGUGCCUUUGCCUGAAAAUAUUGAGCUUGCUAAUGAUGGGUUCGUUUGUCCUACGGCUUCUUUGCAAGGUAAAAAUGAGAUGCAAGUUUGUUGCACCAAAGACCCAAAAUUCAAAACAAAUGUUACGGUAGAUGAGGAAUUCCUGCCCAGGCAAAGUGGUGAUCUUACGAUAAUGUAUGAUGUGACCAGAACAUAUGAUUCAAGCUAUUGGGCACAGGUUACUAUCUCAAACGAUAACCCCCUUGGGCGUCUUGAUAACUGGAAAUUGAGCUUUGAUUGGAUGAGGGAUGAGUUCAUCUAUACCAUGAAAGGGGCUUAUCCUUAUGUCGUUGAUUCGUCUGACUGCAUAUUUGGCCCCCAAGGGACGUACUACAGGGAUCUAGAUUUUGGUAAUGUGUUAAAUUGUGAGAGGAGGCCAACAAUUAUUGACCUUCCUCCAACAAAGGCCAAUGAUACAACCCUUGGGCUAAUCCCUAAAUGUUGCCGAAAUGGUACAAUCUUGCCACCUACAAUGGAUCCAAGCAAGUCAAGUUCAGUAUUCCAGAUGCAGGUCUUUAAAAUGCCACCAGAUCUCAACCGCUCUGAGCUUUCUCCUCCUCAGAAUUGGAAGAUCAAUGGCACAUUGAACCCUGAUUACAAAUGUGGCCCUCCAGUGCGUGUAAGCCCAAGUCAGUUCCCAGACCCAAGUGGCUUGCCAAAUACGACUGCAGUUGCCAGUUGGCAAGUGGUUUGCAAUAUUACACAGCCCAAGGGUGCAAGUCCGAAGUGCUGUGUGUCAUUUUCUUCAUACUACAAUGAUUCAGUUGUCCCAUGCAGGACUUGUGCAUGUGGGUGCAGCAAUACGGCCCAUCCUUGUAGUACAACUGCUCCAGCUAUUCUUCUUCCACCUGAGGCACUUCUCAUUCCAUUUGAGAACCGGACUGCUAUGGCUAAAGCUUGGGCUGAUCUUAAACACCUAACAGUACCAAAUCCAACGCCAUGUGGUGACAAUUGUGGGGUCAGCAUAAACUGGCAUGUGUAUACAGACUACUCUCGAGGAUGGAGUGCAAGGAUCACAAUCUUCAACUGGGAUGAAACUGCCUUCCCUGAUUGGUUUGCUGCGGUACAAAUGGAUAAAGCAACCCCUGGGUUUCAAAAGAUGUAUUCAUUCAACGGAAGUGCCUUGGAGUUGAAUGGUGUUAACAAUACUAUAUUCAUGCAAGGUCUUCCUGGAUUAAAUUAUAUUGUGGGAGAAACUGAUGGAGCCAACCCACAGAAAGAUCCUAGGGUGCCUGGAAAACAACAGACGGUGAUCUCAUUUACCAAGAAAAGUACCCCUGGCAUUAAUGUGGCUGCUGGUGAUGGGUUUCCCUCUAAAGUGUUCUUCAAUGGGGAGGAGUGUGCACUUCCUUCAGUAUUGCCAACAAACAACAGUAAUAGAAAGGGCUCAACUACAGUACUCUCACUCUUCAUAGCAGUUCUUGUGUUCAUGUUGGUGCAGCAAUAGCUGGAAUGAGCCACUACUUGGUUUUUGUUGUCCUUUUGCGAUUCUGUUUCGCUCAUGUUGCAUCAAUGGCUGCGAUGAGAAGGGACCUGGUUUUGCGGCUGAUACUGAUUUGUUAAUUCUUUCAAUGGUUUCAACCAUGUGUUUUGGCAUUACCACAGAUGCCCGUACCAUGAUUCUUAUAUUGAGGAUGCUGUGGAAUUUGAAAGUACACAGAUUGCGAUCAGGCUUAUGAUGGCAGACAAACAUGCUCUUACCAUGAUUAUAUAAGAAUAUUGUUGGAUGAAUACUAUUUAGACAACACUGAUUCUUUAUUGGAUUUUGUGAUGAUUCCUGGUUUAGUUUUGUAUAAAUCCUAAGACAGAUUGAUUAUUCCAUUGUGCUCAACUUUAACCAAUAGCCAUCUUUUUUCCUUUUUC
Molecule: messenger RNA, 2788 nt
Organism: Theobroma cacao (cacao)
Lineage: Eukaryota; Viridiplantae; Streptophyta; Magnoliopsida; Malvales; Malvaceae
Product: COBRA-like protein 7
Biological process (GO): cellulose microfibril organization
Cellular component (GO): membrane
Source: RefSeq, a predicted model, not a curated record